CCCCGUCGUCUUCCAAUUAAAUAUCUACCCGUUCCUGCGGUUCGAGUGGGAUGUCAGAUCGCUUUUCCCCCGUACUCUCCUCUACGAUUUCGACAUCAUGUCCCCCCACCCACUCCUCGACCCCUCCAACUCCAGAGCUCUUUUCUCGAUUCUCGGAGCUAUCGCAGGAAUAGCGAUUCAUCUAAGUCUCUUCAUCCGCGGAGAAUGGCACCUCCAAGCCCCGACCGUCUUGAAAUCCCACGCCGCGCUCUUCGCGCUGUCAAUGUUCGUGAAGAACGGGGUCUUCUUUGCAUCAGCUUACUGCAUCUCCCUCUUUACAAGCAUCACGACAUACCGUUUAUUUUUUCACCCGCUCACGCGCGCGGGGUUCGCCGGUCCAACGAGCAUGCGCAUGUCGAAGCUGGUGCAUAGCUGGAAAUGCUUGUUCACUUCCAAUCAUCUCGUCCUGCACGAUCUGCAUAAGAGAUACGGGGAUUUUGUGCGCACGGGUCCGAGCGAAAUCACCAUAUACCACCCUGAUGCAUUUCUAGUAUUGGAUGGAGCGAAGAGCACGUGUAUAAAAUCCGAGUUCUACGAUGUUUUGCAUCCGAACCGCUCGCUGAUCGCGACGAGGGCCAAGGAUAAACAUGCGGCGAGGAGGAGGGAGUGGAAUCGCGGGUUCAAUAAAACGGCAACGGACUCGUACCUUGCCAAAUCCCAAACCCACAUCUCGUCCUUGCUCUCCCUGAUCCGUGCGUCCGCGCAAUCGCAUACAGAAGCUGAUAUCCGCGAUCUCAUGUACUGGUACGGUUUCGAUGUCAUGGGCGAUUUCAUCUUCAAUCAGUCCUUCGGGAUGCUGGAGAAUCAGCGGUGGCACGAAACGGUCCGUCUGCUUCGAAAAGGGUUCGAGGUGUUGGGUCCGACGGCGCCCGUGCCGUGGGCGAUCCAAAUCGCGUUUAAUUGCUUGCCGAGUGUGGGCCCGUUGAGGGAGUGGAAGGAGAUGAAUGAGUGGUGUGUUAGGACUAUGGAGGGGAGGGUUGAGGCUUCGGAAAAAUGCGAGACUUCUAUCCCAGACGUUGCGUAUUUUUUAAUCGAGAAGGCGAGGGAGAAUGGGUUUUCAGAAGAGGAUUGGCAGUGGUUGUGUGGGGAUAGUUUGCUUGCUAUGAUUGCUGGGAGUGAGCCUACCGCAGACGCCCUCCUCGGUGCAUUCUACUUCCUAAGCAAAAACCCCUCUCACAUCGAAAAAAUCCACGAAGAACUCAAAAACGUAGAUGUCACAAGCGUAGAAGAGCUAGCCGGACUGCGGCAUUUAAAUGCCGUUAUGCAAGAGUCAUUGCGGUUGUUCCAUCCAGUUCCAACCGGCGGGAUCAGGAAAGCUCAAGCCGAGGGCGUAGUUAUAGGCGAUACCUAUAUCCCGCCUUACACCACUUUAGUAGCGCCGCGGUAUUCGAUUUUCCGCCGAGAGGAUGUGUUCGAGAACGCGGAGGAAUUUAUCCCCGAGAGAUGGUAUUCUAAGCCAGUCACCUUCAGCAGUCAGACUGGAUACGCGCCGUUUGGAACAGGAGCGACAAGCUGUCUCGGUCGUGCGUUUGGACUCGAUCAAAUGCGGCUUGUGUUAGCUCAGGUGAUUCAGAAAUACAGAUUCGAGAUCGCGCCUGGGGAGGGUAAAGAUCGGUUCAUGGUGGAUUUGAUGGAUCAUUUUACGUCGAAUCCGGGGCAGUUGAAGCUUGUUUUUAGCGCGAGGAAGUAG
Molecule: messenger RNA, 1729 nt
Organism: Periconia digitata
Lineage: Eukaryota; Fungi; Ascomycota; Dothideomycetes; Pleosporales; Periconiaceae
Source: the annotation of a GenBank genome assembly